This is a messenger RNA of Amborella trichopoda, 4503 nucleotides long. RefSeq lists its product as uncharacterized. NCBI's taxonomy places the organism in Eukaryota, Viridiplantae, Streptophyta, Magnoliopsida, Amborellales, Amborellaceae. The record is from RefSeq and is a predicted model, not a curated record.
CGCCCUCCUCUUUCCAUACCCGCCUUCACUUACUUCAGAUUUCAAGGGAUUUGUCUUAUUAUCUGAGCUCUCUGGUAGAAGAUUUGAAUUAAGCAGUCUUGAAUUUGAGAAGCUUCAUAUAGAAAUGUAAGUGGCAUGGGCAAACUUAGGUGAUAUAAGAUUCUGGGGAGACAAGUUUGAGAGAAUGGAAUCGACUGUUCCUGUAUCUGGAGACACUUCUAAUAGUAAUGUGCGUGCUUUGAGUAAUGUUGAGGCGAUAGAUGACUCUGGGGAAAAUGAGCACUUGCAUGCCAAUAAUGAAGUUGAGCACUCGCAGGAGGACAGGAAUGACAAGAUGGGGAAAAAUUCACCAGGGAAUGCAACAAUUGAUUGUGAAGUUCGUAGAAAUAUGGAGCCAUUUGAAGGCAUGGUAUUUGAAUCUGAAGAAGCAGUGAGGGCCUUUUAUAAUGAAUAUGCACGGCAGAUGGGUUUUGGCAUCCGCAUCUAUGGCAAUCGCCGUGCAAAGAAUGGUCAGAAUGUCAGUCAAUACUAUGUGUGCUCUAGGCAAGGUCACCGAGGAAAAAAGUACCUAAUGAGUGAGAAUCCACGACCACAUACGAGAGAAGGGUGCAAAGCGAGGAUUUAUGCUAAGAGAGUGGAGUCUGGACAAUGGGUCAUUAAAAAGUUUUUUAAGGAGCAUUCUCAUGCAAUGGUCUCUCCUUCCAAUGUUGUGCUUCUUCGAUCUCAUAGGCGUGCAGCUAACAGAGCAAAAAACUUAAACUUCAUUGGCGCUUUUGACAAAGAACUCGAGAACCAAGUUGAAAACAAGAGUCGAGAAUGCAAUAUGCAAGAGCAAGAUGAUAACUCUCAUGAGCCUUUGACCUUGCGAUACAUUGAUCUACGUGAUCAUGCCCUUAAAGUUGUGGCGGAGGGGGCCACAACUGCAGAGAGCUACCGUUUUGCCAUGCGUGGUAUACAAAAGCUUUUGCAAGACGUCAUUGCCAACAAAUUGAGGACAUUCACACAAAAUGGUGGUGUUCAAGGAGAUAAUACUUACAAAGUAAGUCAACCAGCUUCUAUUAAUGAGAAUGUGACUCUGGGGGAUCCUCAACAUACAAACAAAACAGGGUGCCCUCCAACUACUAAUCUGAAUCUCGGUUGGGAGAAUGCAUCAAAGAAGCGAAAGACAUGUGUUAAUUGCAAGCAGCAAGGUCAUGACAAGCGCACUUGUUCAAGGUGGACUUCUAACAAUGCUGUGGCUGUCCCAAUGAGUGCCAUUCCUGAGCAUGAACUUGACCCUAGCUCCACGGUUGCUUUUGGAGGAUUUCAGAGAUUUGGGUUUGGAGCAUGACGCAGAAAGAUAAAUAUUGUGGAUAAAGUGCCUUAAUUCCUCUACUGCAAAACUCAAGCAUUCAUUCUUCACAAUUGGAUCUUAUGGAGGCACUUUUUUUCGGAGAAAAAAGAGGGCGGGGAAAUGGGGGAAUCAAAUAUUCAGUUGGGAAACCUAUAUUCUUAGUUAUUUUCUUAUUUAUUGCUUUAUCUGUUUGAAGGGGGAAAUGAGAUUAGAUCAUUGGAAAGGCAAAGCAACUCAGAAUAAACCAAAAAAGAAGUUGGUUUAUGAAUUUGAAUUCAUCAGGUAUUUCAUUAUGCACUGAAGAUCAGUCGAGAAGUACGCAUCUUCCUUAUCAAAGCUGGAAGUAGAAUAAAAAUAAUUAAAAAAUAAAAGAAGUUUGUGUUCUCUGUUACAUGAUAGUGUGUAGACGAUUGUUAGGAAAGAUUUGUUUGACCUCUUAUUUUUUAAUCAUGUAUCUGGAAUCUAUCUCAUCAUCAUCAAAGUUUUUUCUCAACUAUUUGAGGCCAGCUCACGAAACUAUUUGGGGCCAGCUCAAGAAUCUUGGUCCAUUAUUAUGCUCUAUCAAGGGCCAUGUCUUUAGUGAUGUCAUAAAUCUCUAUAUCUUUUCUCGUUAUUGCCAACCAUAUCUUUUUAGGCUUAUCUUUUAACCUUUUUGAAUCUUUCACUUAAGCCAACCCACACUUUCUAAUAUGUGUUGUACUGGGUUUGUGUUGCAUAUGACCAAUCUACUUAAGUCUACUUGCUCUCAUCUUAUCACUUAUUGGAGCCACAUUUAAUUUCUCCUUAGUGUAGUCAUUUCGAAUUUUAACCCUUUUGGUUUCGCAACUUACCUAUCUCAACUUAGCUACACUUAUCCUAUGGGCAUAUUGUUUCUUGAUUGCUCAAUAUACUGUCUAACAUGUGUUGUACUGGGUUUGUGCUGCAUACGACCAACCUACAUAAGUCUAUUGCUCUCAUCUUAUCACCUGUUGGAGCCACAUCUAAUUUCUCCUUAGUGAAUUCAUUUCGAAUUUUAAUGCUUUUGGUUUCGUAACUUACAUCAUCAUCUUAGCUACACUUAUCCUAUGGGCAUAUUGUUUCUUGAUUGCUCAAUAUAAUGUCCAAUAAAACAAAGUUGGUAUCACAACUAUUUUAUAGAACUUCCCCUUCAGUUUCAUUCGUAUGCGGCGAUCAUAUACCAAUAUACCAAUGAAGCUGAAGAGGUGGACACAUCUCAAAAAUAAGGAGCUAUAGAGAUUUUAGGAUAGAUAACUAUCUUUUGGGAGAGAGAGAUAGAGCUUACCCAUCUUUAGGGGAAAAUAGUUAGAGAAAGAAGAAAGGAGCUAUAGAGAUUUUAGGAUAGAUAACUAUCUUUUGGGAGAGAGAGAUAGAGCUUACCCAUCUUUAGGGGAAAAUAGUUAGAGAAAGAAGAAAGUUGUAUGUAUCUAUUUUAAGGAGAGAGAAAAAAGUAGAAAAUUUUAGGAGUAUGACAAGAAAAGCUCUAAAAAAUAUUAAAAAACUAUCUUUAGGGGGAUUUUACCAACUAUAAUAUUAUCACUAAAAAGUUUUUUUUUCUUAAUCAAACUACUAGUGAGUUCACAAAUCCAAGAGAUACAAAGGGAGAGAGAGUUAGAGAGUGUGAGAAGGGAGGUAUUGGGAGAGGGAGGGAGAGAGAGAAGGGCAUAAAGAGGGACAAGAUUAUUGAGAGAAGGAAAGGAUGGGGUUAUGAAGAGUGAUAACUUCCCAUCUCUAGUGGAAAAAGGAUAAGAAAGUUGAAUAUUUUAAGAGGAUUAAAAAAAUUUCUAAAAUAUUCAAAUGCUAUGUAUUUGAUUUUUUAAAAUUGUUAAAGUGUAUUUUUUAGAAAUCAUAUUAUACUUUAUUUUAUUUUGAGUGAUCUGGUAGUAUUGUAAUUAUGUGUAAUAGGAAGUUAUGGAACUACUACGUAGUUAGCAGUUACUGUUAUAAAUAUGUAAUUAUUGUUGUACGUGGGUAGUUUUUGUAAUAAAUAUGGUUGUAAGAACUUAUGUUUAAAGAGAGAUGUGUGGUGGAAAAUUGGAUCACAUGUAUCAAGGUUGUAAUGCAUAUGUACCAUUUUUUUAAUUGAAUAAAUUGUUUGUUUCUUCCAUUGUUUUUAAUCUUUUUGGUGGUGAGUCUUGGGGUAGUAUGACAUUAUUACACUAAUUAAGAAGCCGAUUGUUUCGGUGUUGUGGCAUCUGUUUUUCUCCACAUGGUAUUAGAGCCACAAAGGUGGUGGUAAUAUUGUCUUGACUCCCACGGUGAAGAAGAUCUAUGGUCUUUUUGAAAAUAAAUUUGGGUGGAAGGUCGAAACAUUUUAGUACUUAGUUGGGAACUCAACUCAAGGUGGUCUUUCUAUUUCCCAGCUUCUUAAAGAUAAAAAAAUCUUGUUAAGAUAUCUCUAUUAUUGAUAUUGAAUGAAGCAACACAUCAUUCAUGGAGUAAGGAAGGAGUAUGUUCCUUGUGUUAUUUCUACUCAAGGGUGGGCUACACAGCCAUCCUUGGUGGAGCUUAAGAAUAUCCUUGGUGGCUCAUCAAAUGUCUGGAUAUUCGAUUUCAAGAAAUGAUGAAGAUGAUCGUAUCACACUUAAGAUCUAAAUAUUGUCUCAUUUCUAGAAAAUCACUUCUAAGUAGAACAUUAAAAUUGUUAAAGUGUAUUUUCUAGAAAUCAUAUUAGUUUUUAUAUUAUUUUAUUUGAGUGAUGUAGUGAGGUUGUAUUAAUUAUUUAUAUUAGGAAGUUAUGGAACUAUUACAUGGUAAAUAGAUAUUGUUGUAAAUAGGUAGUUAUGUUAUCAAUGAGUGAUAUUGUAGUAAAUAUGGUUGUAAGAACCACUAUUUCAAGAGACGUGUGUGGUAACAAAUUAUGUCGUAUGUAUCAAGUUUGUAAUACUUAUAUGUUCCUCUUUAAUCGAAUAAAAGUUAUUUUUCUUCCACCUCAUCUUGAUUGUUAUUCUUUAAUCUCUUUGGUGGUAAGUCUUAGAUCAGUGUGACAUUAUUACACUAAUUGAGAAACAUAAUGUUUCUAUAUUGUGACAUACUUCUUUCUCCACAAGAUAUAAGAGCCACAAAGGUAGUGAUGACUCUCUUGGCGAAGAAAUUCAAUUGUCUUUUUUUUUUUUGGAAGAAAAAUAAUUUUUAACAGCUAGACAUGGUUUCUUUUCAAGAAAAUCAUUUUA